AUGGCGACCGAAGAAGCCAUUGCAGCUGGGCUUAUCGACUGGGUCAACAGUCUCGCUGUCGCAGACCCAGUGUACACGGUAGACGACUUCACCAAUGGUGACCUCAUAUGGAGAACCCUUCAGCAAAUCGAUCGCUUCAGCUUUCCUGGCAAACUUCCAGAAGACCCCGAAACCGAUCAAUGGAUCAACAAGUGGACCAACCUCAAACACAUUUACGAUGCGCUGUCCAUCUUCCUCGUGGAAGAAUGCGGGCAACGACUGCCACAGCCUGGUGGUCGCCCUGACCUUAAGGCCAUCGCUCAAUCGUCCUCUCUCACUGACACCGUCGCUCUCCUGAAGCUCCUCGUGGUGGCUGCCAUCAAUUGCUCCGACCGCAUUGACUACUUGAAGCGGAUGCAGGAGCUGGCGGUGUCAACCCAGGAAGUGUUGAUGCAAACCGUGCAAGAGGCGGAAGAAGAUGGAGGUGAAGCGGACGAGGCAGAUGUGGAAGACCCGAAUGAACAAGCACAGGAGGAACUUCUCAGCUCUCCUCGUCGUUCUACAGAAAUGGAAUCGGUCCUUGAAUCGGAAGAGAGGCUAGGCAAAGUCAUCGCCGACAACCAGCGGAUAGCCUACGAGAAGCGAGAACUGCAGAAACAGCUGGAUGAGUCCUAUUCACGCUACGAGAAACUGCAAGAGCGUUUCGACCAAGCUCAAGAUGACCUAAAAGAAUCCAACGACCGUCUGGCCGCCAUCCUUGCAGGAAAAUCCGACAUCUCGACCCGGCCACUGGACUCCAAACAUGACACCCUGAUUGCCACUUUAGAGAACCGUGUACUCGAGGCCGAAUCCGAAGUGGAGGAGCUCCGGAAGAACAACGAGGUCCUCAAAAUCAAGGCCGAAAAGGCCCAAAAGUUGCAAGACGAUUACGAUGAGAUGAAGAUUGAUCGAGAUCGUCUAGCCCGCAAGGCAAAUACAGCGGAGAAAUAUAGACAGAAAUUGGAAGCCAGUCAGGACCUGGAGAAGGACAACACGAAUCUCAGGGCUAAAGUGACAGAGUUGCAAAAUCAACUCAAGCAGUCUGAUUUUGCUCAGGCGAACUCGAGUGACUUGCACCGAGAGAUUGAUGAAUACCGUCGCCUCUUGCCCAGCAUCGAACAGGAACGGUACGAGUUAAACGAGAUGAAAAAGAGGCUCGAGUUUGAUUACCACGCACUGGAAGCACGGUAUCACGACACCGUUGAACAAUUAUCUCGCCAAAAUCAUGCUUUGGAAGAUUUACAAAGCCGCCUGCGUGACUACGAAGAAGGCAUUACCCCAGCGCCAAGAGAGGAAAAGCCUCCGGACCCGGUCAAUACAGACUUUGAGAAAGAAGAAGCAGAAUUCGCCGAGUCAGAAGCCCGCCUUGCCGCUGCAUUACUGAACGGAGGCACCACCAUUCCAGCAGCGAAGGAUUCAGAUCUCACUCUUCCGAGGGAAACAGAAACAAGCAUCCCUGGUCUCGAGGAUAAGGAGACCAUUUCUGAAGAAGAGUUGAAAGCAAUCAUGUCUGCUAUGCGUGCGCAAGCACAGGCUGGAACUGCCACGGAAAGAGAAUCGUCUCUGCGCGCACAAAAGAAACUAAUAUUGGCGAUUGAGCAACAACGGACGAAGAACAAGCUCCUGCUCGACCACGUCCAGAAGCAGGACCAGACGAUUAAGGACAUGCAGAAGAUCGAACGCCAAAAGGAAUCACAGAAAGCCGAGCAAGAUGUCGUACCCCCUCCCAUGGGGAAAGAUGUUCCAGCUAGCUCUUCCCCCUUGCUGGAUGAGGAAUCAGAAAUCGAACGACUCACAAACCAAAACAUCAUUCUCCAGCGUGAACUCAAGCUCAUGGCGUCCGCCUGGUACGAUCAAAACUUGCGGCUUGCGAGUGCGAGUUCGGCGGCAUCAGGCCGGAAUAGAGGAACCGGUAAUGCUGGAGAGCCCCGGGGAUUUCUGGGGCGGCAAAGGCGCAGAGUUGACGCUGUCGCCUUUGGACGAGUCUGA
Molecule: messenger RNA, 2007 nt
Organism: Fonsecaea multimorphosa CBS 102226
Lineage: Eukaryota; Fungi; Ascomycota; Eurotiomycetes; Chaetothyriales; Herpotrichiellaceae
Exons: 2
Coding region: 1-2007 (668 amino acids)
Biological process (GO): cytoskeleton-dependent intracellular transport; cytoplasmic microtubule organization
Cellular component (GO): cytoplasm; centrosome
Molecular function (GO): microtubule binding; dynein light intermediate chain binding
Source: RefSeq, a predicted model, not a curated record